Molecule: messenger RNA, 4653 nt
Organism: Erinaceus europaeus (western European hedgehog)
Lineage: Eukaryota; Metazoa; Chordata; Mammalia; Eulipotyphla; Erinaceidae
Gene: UACA
Product: uveal autoantigen with coiled-coil domains and ankyrin repeats
Molecular function (GO): actin binding
Source: RefSeq, a predicted model, not a curated record
UCUGUCCUCUGGGACCAGGUGGCCGUGUCUGCAGGGUCUGAAGCGGGUGCUGGCCAAUGGGAGGCGGCCGGAGGGGUGGUGGCUUCGUCCUGUCCACCCCCACACCACCGGCUGGGCCAGGACAGGCGGCGACAGGCAGGAUGCCGGGGCUCCCAGUCUUCCAGCGGCAAGAGGGACAGCUGGGACGGCCCCUGGGGUGGCAGCCUGCUCCUGCGCAGAACUUUCCAGAAGCCAUGAAGUGGGGGAAGGAGCCCUCGGAGGGAGGCGGCCCCGGAGCCCCCAGCUGAGAGCCCACAGGCGCCCGCUGUGGCUGUUGGAGCAGGAUGGAGUGCUGGGUGCCCUGCACGCCCAGGGACAGACAGGUGGCCGACUGGAACAAGCAUGACGAGAGGCUGAUGCGGGCGGCCGAGCGGGGGGACGUGGAGAAGUUGGCCGCCGUCCUCACCAAGAAGGGCGUGAGCCCCGGCAAGCUGGACGUGGAGGGCAGAUCAGCCCUCCACGUGGUGGCUGCACAUGGCCACCUCGACUGUCUCAACUCCUUCCUGCUGCACGGCGUGGAUGCUACCACCAGGGACUCGGCAGGAAGGACAGCCCUCCACCUGGCCGCCAAGUACGGACACGCCCUGUGUCUGCAGAAGCUGCUCCAGUACAACUGCCCCACGGAGCUCACAGACCUGCAGGGCAGGACGGCUCUUCACGACGCAGCCAUGGCCGACUGCUCCUCCAGCAUCCAGCUGCUGUGUGACCACGGGGCCAACGUGAAUGCCAAGGAUAUGGACGGCCGAACUCCACUGGUUCUGGCCACACAGAUGUGCCGGGUGGCCAUCUGUCAGCUUCUGCUGGACCGGGGCGCGGACGUCAACUCCAGGGACAAGCAGGGAAGGACGGCCCUCAUGCUGGGCUGUGAGUACGGCUGCAGAGACGCCGUGGACGUGCUGCUCAGGAACGGGGCGGACGUGGGCCUGGUGGACGCCCUGGGCAACGACAGCGCCUACUACGCGCGGCUGGGGGACAGCCUGGACAUCCUGGCCACGCUCAAGACGGCGGCUGACGGCGCCUGCUCAGCCCCAGGGAGGGAGUUCUGGAAGAAAGGACGGCCCCCGCAGCAGCGGAGUCUGGUUCACAUGCAGGAUGAAGUGAGUCCAAAGCCAGACCUGAGGCCGCAGCCCAGCGCACAGGACCUGCAGCUGGAGAACGAGGACCUGAGGGACAGGCUGAGGAAGAUUCAGCAGGAGCAGCGGAUCUUAGUGGAUAAAGUCAACAGUCUGCAGCUGCAGCUCAACGAGGAAGUGAUGGUGUGUGACGACCUGGAGCACGAGAAAGAGAAGCUCAAGGCCCUGCUGGCGGCCAAGGAAAAGCAGCACGAACAAAGCCUGCGGACUAUUGAGGCGCUGAGAAACAGGCCCCAGCAUCUGGAGGGUGACCACGGGGGACCGGGCAGGCACCUCAGUAGCCGAAAAGAAGAGAUACUUCUGAAGCAGGGGCAAGUGUACCCAGCAGAGCCUCAGGGCCCUCCCCCAGCCGGGAAGCAGAGGCCGGAGCCGUCUCCGUCCACCCCUGAGAGCCAGGCCCUGCGGCAGGAGCUGGAGGCCACGCGAGCCUCCUGGGAGGCGGCCCGGCAGGACGGGCAGCGGCUGCAGGCCGCGCUGGCCCAGAAGACGGCGGAGUGCUCGGCCCUGGUGCUGGAGCGGGAGCAGGCCCGCGAGGAGGCAGACGGGCAGGUGCGCCAGCUGGAGGAGGCGCUGCGGGAGGUGCAGGCCCGCAUGCGGGAGUCUGAGGCCCGGGUGCGGCAGAUGCAGGCCCACUUCCUGGCGCUCAGGGAGCGGCUGGCGGCAGAGGAGGGCGCGGGGCCCCGGGCAGAGGCGCUGCAGCAGGAGCUGGUGCGGGUCCAGCGGGAGGCCCGGGGCCGCGAGGAGGAGGCCGCGGGGCUGCGGGCCGAGAACGAGCGGCUGCGGCAGAGCCUGGGCGGCCAGGAGGAGGUGCGGGCCGCCCUGGACGCCGCCAACCGGGAGCUGCUGGCCUCCCGGCGGAGGCUGCGAGAGAGCGAGGCCGAGGCCCAGAGGACGGAGCUGGCCACCCUGCGUGAGAGCGAGCGGGGGCUGGAGGCGCACCUGGCCGAGCUCAGACGGGCCCUGCAGGCCAGCCGGGAGGUCGCGGAGGCCGGCCAGAGGGAGGCGGCGAGGCUGCGGGAGGCCGAGCGGGCGCUGGGCAGGAAGGCCGAGGCCCUGGGCGGGCAGCUGCAGGCCGCGGAACUGGCCAGGGCAGAGGCCGAGAGGGAGGCCCGGGUGCAGGCCCAGGAGCUGGCGGCCACCCAGGCCCGGCUGCGGGAGCGGGAGGCCGGCCUGGCCCAGGUGGAGACACUGCUGCAGGAGCGGGAGGCCAGGUGGUCAGCGCUGAAGGCCCAGCUGCGGGAGAAGGAGGCCGGCCUGGAGCAGGCAGAGGCCCGGCGGGCAGCCCUGGAGGCCCAGAUGCGGGAGAGGGAGGCCGGGCAGGCAGCCCUGGAGGCCCAGCUGCAGGAGAAGGAGGCCCGCCUGGAGCAGGCAGAGGCCCGGCGGGCAGCCCUGGAGGCCCAGCUGCAGGAGAGGGAGGCCGGGCAGGCAGUCCUGGAGGCCCAGCUGCAGGAGAAGGAGGCCGGCCUGGAGCAGGCAGAGGCCCAGUGGUCAGCCCUGGAGGCCCAGCUGCGGGAGAGGGAGGCCGGGCAGUCAGCCCUGGAGGCCCAGUUGCGGGAGAAGGAGGCUGGCCUGGAGCAGGCAGAGGCCCGGCGGGCAGCCCUGGAGGCCCAACUGCAGGAGAGGGAGGCCGGGCAGUCAGCCCUGGCUGCCCAGUUGCGGGAGAAGGAGGCCGGCCUGGAGCAGGCAGAGGCCCAGCGGUCAGCCCUGGCGGCCCAGCUGCGGGAGAAGGAGGCCGGCCUGGCCCAGGCGGAGGCCCAGCGGUCAGCCCUGGAGGCCACAGCGGAGAAGCUAACGGCCGGCCUGGCACAGGAGCGGGCGGCGGGCAGCAGGCUGCAGCAGGCGCUGGACACCCGGCAGGCAGAGCACCAGCAGGCACAGGAGGCGCUGGAGCGGGAGGUGGGCGCCCUGCGGGAGGAGGCCCGGGCGCGGGCCGGGCGGCUGAGCAGCGUCCAGGCCGAGCUGCAGGACGCCAGGCAGGCCCUGGGGCGGUCACGGGCCCGCCAGGCCGAGGACCUGGCCGCCCACACCGCCGCCCAGCGUGGCCUGGAAACGCAGCUCUCAGGCCUGAGGGACCAGCUGGCCGUGCUGACCAUUAAGUACGAGGCCGCCCUGGCCGGGGACGCCCCCCGAGACCAGCGGGGUCACCGAGACGGCCCCCUGAGCCCCACGGAGGAGCCCAGCUCGCCCAAGGACAAGAAGGUCACCCAGCACCUUGGCGACACGGACAGAGUCAGGCAGGCGCAGGGCGGCCAGUCACAGGGCGCAGGACCCACAGGGGGGCCCAGAAAACAGGGCCAGCAGGUGGACGCCCUGCAGUUCCAAGUGAAAGACCUGCAGAGACAGCUGGCGGACGCCAAGCGGCAGCACCAGGAGGUGGUGGCCACGUACCGAACACACCUGCUGAGUGCAGCUCAGGGACACAUGGAUGAGGACGUGCAGACGGCCUUGCCAGAUCAUCACAAUGCAGCAGGGACUGGUGUGCUGACCUGCGACCUGCGCCCCCCUGGGCGAGCAGCCCGCCGCCCCCCUUGGGCUCUGACCCCAGGACACCGCAGGCCGCCCAGGGUGCCGCCCCUGGGUCUGAACUCGCUGUCCUGCGGACCCCGGGGCCAGGAGGCCCAGCGUGAUCUGGGCGUGGUUUCCAUGUCUGACCAAGUGCUUUUCUCCUUUUCAACAAAGUGACAAGUGUCCUUGGCUCUACGAUUCUGUGACAUCCCCCCCCCCCCCAGGUGUCUCACGGCCUCACAGCCUCGCGGUUUGGCUCCCUGUUGUGCCGUCUCUCAUCUCUCGCGGAGGGUCUGGGGCAGGCUGGCAGAUGACUUUACCGGAUCCUUCAGAGUGUCAAAAACCGUUGACUUUUUUUUUGUCCCCAACAUCUGCUGGCAGGCAGCCAGGACUCCUGCCCCAAAGGCUUCCUCCCCACUGCUGGGGAGGUGAGCAGCUGACAGGCAGCCUCGGUCCCAGACCGGCUCCAGGGAGGGUUCCCUCUGGAAGACACAGCCGCGAGGCAAGCGGGAAGAAGGGGGUGACAGACGCCAGGAUGCCAGCGUGUCUGCCAGCCUCGCCCACUGAGGUGCCGUCACCGUUCUGGCCGCCACCCGCAUCACUUCACCAAGUUGCUCUGCCUUCGCGAUGAUCUCGAAGCUUCCCGCUUCCCGCGCGGGAUCUCAUCCAGCUUCUCUGUGAGGACGAGGACCGAGGGGCAUCCCAGUGGCUUCUUCCACCCAAGGAGAAUCCGCCGGCCAGUUUGGUUCAGUUUUUCCCGUGUAGAACAGCGACCGAGUCAGAGCCGGACUGCUUCAGUCUAUGUGGCGGCCUGGGAGGUGGCACAGUGGCUAAAACUUUGGACCCAAGAGCACAAGACCCUGAGUUUGAUCCCUGACAUCACAAGUGCCUUGGGGAGUGAUGUUCCCAUUCUCUCUCUCUCUCUCUCUCUCUCUCUCUGGCUCUCUUAUCCAUAAACAAAGAAACCUCAAGAGAA